GCUUGUGAUUGUUCUGGGAGUUGUGCUCUUACUGCUCUUAGUGCCACUGCUUAUACUGAUUCAGCAGAACAGAGUGAUGAGGAGAGCUCUCUCUAAGAGGAGACACAGGACGACGACUGAGGCCGUUUAUGAGGAGAUUCAGCACAGACACAAUCACUUCACUCAGAGAGGGAGUCUGAUCUCUGAAGAACUGCAUUCUGGGUAUGAAGAUGCUGAUGAGCUUCUCUCAGCAAAAGAGUUCAGUAACGCCUAUUAUGAUGAUGUCACCAACGACAGUGGCCUAAAAGAAGAGAUGCUGAAGGAAAUCACCCCGGGAUACUAUGAUGAUGUCAUCACUGAUGGGCUGAAAGCGGACCGUGAGAAAGAAAACACACCUGAGAGCUAUGAUGAUGUCAUGACGAGCGGACUGAACCCUGAUAUCAAAAAAGUAGACACACGAGAGAAUUAUGAUGACGUCAUCAUUAAUAAACCAAGCUCUCAAGGUAUAACAGAGAGAGUUCAGGAGGAGUAUGAUGAUGUAAUGAGUGUCAGUGAAGAUGUGACAAACCUGAUGGAUUAUGAUGAUGUGGAGGAGGAGUCAGACAAAGAAGGUGGACAUUUGUCUCAAUGAUCACGUCCACUGUCUCUGUUCAACAAAUAUGAACAAAGUUUAAGUCACGUUCAGGUCCAGUCUCAGGUUUCCACAUUUUUGUAUUAAAACUGUUAUGCCUCGUGAGAUUUUGUUGUAUAGCAAUAACAAUAAAAACACUCAAGACUUAAAUACUUUUUUGUUUGUAUUUCAAUAAGAGUUUAAACAACACUUGAAGUGAAAUAUCUUAUCUUGCCUUAUAAAUCACAAUCAUGUUGAUAAUUAAAGACGUCCUGAAUAUAAGCUCAAAUGACCAUCAGUGAGUGGACAAAGAUGAAAAACAUCUGCUUUUAUUAUUAUUAUUUUUUUUACUUCUGUUAUCAGAUGUGUUAUAAUAAAUAAAUAACCAAUAAAUAAAUAUACCUUAUACAUCUUUUGUCUGCUGGACAUUUUA
Puntigrus tetrazona (Sumatra barb) is the source of this 1022-nucleotide messenger RNA. RefSeq lists its product as uncharacterized. NCBI's taxonomy places the organism in Eukaryota, Metazoa, Chordata, Actinopteri, Cypriniformes, Cyprinidae. The transcript has 9 exons. The record is from RefSeq and is a predicted model, not a curated record. Bases 77 to 610 code for a protein of 177 amino acids.